Penicillium chermesinum is the source of this 231-nucleotide messenger RNA. RefSeq lists its product as uncharacterized. The record is from RefSeq and is a predicted model, not a curated record. The transcript has 3 exons. Bases 1 to 231 code for a protein of 76 amino acids. NCBI's taxonomy places the organism in Eukaryota, Fungi, Ascomycota, Eurotiomycetes, Eurotiales, Aspergillaceae.
AUGCGGUUUGAUUACCUUGUCACCCUGCUCGCCCUGGGAGGGGUGGCUGUUGCAGCACCCGUUGCUAAAGAAGCUACUACUGAUGCCUCCGAUGUUGACAUCGGGUUUGGCGGUGGACAUGGCUCUAGACUCAACUGGGAUCUUGGCAUUGGCGGUGGUGUCUCUACGGAAUCUGGUGGUGGGCACGGCGUAGCCUUCGGAGGCCCUGGAGGCGGCGGCGGCGGUGCUUAG